CGAACACGAACUAGUUCCGUUCGAUGAAUCGUUUGAACGAACUCAUUCCGAACGACUCGCGAGAACGUAGAUUUGCAGACGAAAAGGGUUCGCCAUAGUGAGGGGCCAACAGCAAUAACAAACAGAGCAGCAAAGCAACAAAGAUGGGUGCAAAACAGUCGCGUGAACCACGUUCUGUCUCAAUGGAGAAUCCUGCUGGCGUCCUCGACAUAUCCGAUGAUGUGGUCAAGCGCCUGAAACAGGGAAUCACACAGCAGGCACGUGACAAUGCCGCCGCUGCCCAGGAAUCGAAACCGGCAUCAAAGUCACAAGAGCCAGCCAAGAAGGCGCCCGUAAAAGCCACAGACGGUGUUGCUGUUGCUGCUCCAGUUGUGCCGCCGACAGUUGUCUAUCAGAGUCCCACGCCCGUUUAUGUGCAGGGAGGCGGACACACAAUCAGCGCCGCCGAUGUGCAGCGUCAGAUGAACCAGGAGCUGCAGAAGAACGACGAACAGUGGCGUCAGCGUAUGACGAAGCUGGAGGAGAACCUCAAGAAGACAAACACCAUCAUGGAGACGGAGUAUGCGAACGCUGUGGAGGGCGUGCAUAAGCGCUUCGUGAGCACUGCCGCUGCGCAUAAGACGCCACCAUGCCAGGACCUUAAAGCCCAGCUGCUGGCCUGCUAUCGUGCAAAUCCCGGCGAGACGCUUCGUUGCAUCGAUGAGGUGGCACAGUUCAAGCAGUGUGUGGACUUACAUCGUAUCAAGAAGCUCGACAGCGUGCCAGAGGCAGCGCCUAAGGCGACAGCUGACAGCAAGAAGGCGGCUGUUCCAAAAGCAGCUUAAAGACUCUGUGUGUGCGGACUUAAUAUGAUUUGUUUAAAUAUUAAUUUCUGAUUGCUCCUAAAUGCGUCCUUAAGCCUUCAGAGAGCUGUGUAAAGAUCAGCACCACUUGCUGCGAAACGAGCGUGUAAUUGUGAACAAUAGUGAAAUAAUUUAAUAUAUA
Molecule: messenger RNA, 984 nt
Organism: Drosophila albomicans
Lineage: Eukaryota; Metazoa; Arthropoda; Insecta; Diptera; Drosophilidae
Gene: Chchd3
Exons: 3
Coding region: 144-824 (226 amino acids)
Biological process (GO): inner mitochondrial membrane organization
Cellular component (GO): MICOS complex
Source: RefSeq, a predicted model, not a curated record